Messenger RNA from Eufriesea mexicana, 1521 nucleotides. Its product is annotated as transmembrane protein 26. The transcript has 6 exons. The record is from RefSeq and is a predicted model, not a curated record. The coding region runs from base 1 to 1521 and encodes 506 amino acids. NCBI's taxonomy places the organism in Eukaryota, Metazoa, Arthropoda, Insecta, Hymenoptera, Apidae.
AUGGCAAAGUUUUUAGCAACGAUUAAAGCGAUAAUUACACGAUUAGUUUUUGCGUCUCACGGUUUUAUAGCAAUUUGGCAAGUAACUACUUUUAAAAAGAAUCCUUUGUUUUGGUACCUGAGCUGUCCAAUUUUGUUACUGUUCUUCGAAGGUAUAUUUACACUUACUAUAAAGGAAAAUCAAGAGUGGAAGUGGUUUUGUCCUUCCGUUUUCCUGUACUUAAGCAGUGUAGUUCCUGCAAUAUGGCUUCUGGAAUUAGACAAGGUUGAUAAAAGACUGAGGACGUUCGAAACGAAUGUGAACAUAUCCGAGAACUUUGAUUUAACUAAUUUAGCUGCUGAGGACUUAAAACAUCUGGAAAAGGCAUUAGGUGUAAACAUACAUCUACCGGACAUACAGAUAUCGACAGAGACUUGGGUAACUUUGAUCGAACAGUUUCUAAUGUUAAUUUUAAUUAUUGGAAGAUGGAUGUUACCAAAGGGAGAUUUAACUAGAGAUCAACUAAGUCAAUUAUUAUUGGUAUAUAUUGGAACAGCAGCAGAUAUCAUUGAAUUCUUUGACUCCUUUAAAGAGGAUCGUAUAGCUCGCGAACCUGUCUUAGUUUAUUUAACUUUGGGAAUUUGGGCAUGGUCGUUGAUGCAAUUUACUGUCGUUUUGACAGCCACCAAGUCUCGGAAAUCUAGAUUAUCUUCUGGAAGUGCUGUCAAAAAGCGGGUACACACCGAAACUAGUUGUUGCAGUAUAGACGUGUGGGGAAUUGCUUUGAACAUGGUUUUACAGGAUGGACCGUUUCUUGCAUUUAGAUUAAUUUUAAUAGUUCACUAUCGUAUAGUCAGUUAUAUGAAUAUCUUUUUCACGUGUAAGAAUACUUUAGUGAUACUCCUGCAACUUUACCGACUGUACGUAGUGCAGACGGAAAAUAGGAACAAGAGGAAAAAGAAAUCUGAAAUACCAAAUAUCAGUAUCAUAUCCAGAGAAGAUAUUUAUAAAGAUGUAAGAAAUAAAAAGAUUUCCGAAGAAAAAAGAAUAAAGAAAAGAAGAGAUAAAGAUGUAGAAGCUAAUUACACUGACAGUGAAGAAACCACGGAAAAAGCAGAUAAAUUUGAUUCUUCUCCUAGAAAUAUUACCCACUCGAAAAGGAAAACACGCCAAGACACUGGUUAUUCUACCUCUAGUUCUAGAAAUUCUGGAAGAUAUGGAAAAGCGAAAAGGAAUAAUAUUAAAAGAAAAAUAUCACGCGUUGAAGACCUUAAAAUUGAAAUUUCCAGCGAAGAUGAAAAACAUAGAAGAAAAAUUCACAGAAAAACGUCGGGAAAAGUAAACAGAAAGCCUUCAGAAAAUAUUAAAAUGAAAUCUAGGAAUGAAGAUUCUACUAAAAGUUCCAGCUGGAGAUGCGAAGAAGAUAGUGAGGAAGAGUCAACAAUGGAAGAAAUAGCUGAUAAGACAAUUAGCGAAGAAAGUGAAUUAGAAUCAGAAAGAAAAAGAUAUGUUCAUAAAAAGCAUCGACAAAACAGAGACUGA